Molecule: messenger RNA, 3300 nt
Organism: Anopheles stephensi (Asian malaria mosquito)
Lineage: Eukaryota; Metazoa; Arthropoda; Insecta; Diptera; Culicidae
Product: transmembrane channel-like protein 3
Exons: 6
Coding region: 336-2924 (862 amino acids)
Cellular component (GO): plasma membrane
Molecular function (GO): mechanosensitive monoatomic ion channel activity
Source: RefSeq, a predicted model, not a curated record
ACCACAAAAAGGGUGCACAUGUAAACGUACGCUAUACAGACCGAUGCAGCUGUUGCCCACGUUAGCUGUCAGUUUCGUUUUGGGAUUGUAAACUUUCGCUCGAUUGGUGUAGGAAAUCGUAGAUCAAACGGUGCUGGGCAAGCAGCUUGCACGAGCAAACAAAAUUCCCCGAUAAUGGCGCAGAACAAUUGAUACGACCAGAGUGCAGAGAGAGAGUCCGACCGAGGUGCACAGCGCAAUUAGACGUUUGCCGCACCUCGAACGACGAAGGUUACCGAGUGGAAGUGGUUUGCCACCGACCUUAGCAAAGGGUAGGGACGUCCUUCGAACCAACAAUGGCCCGCCACCGUGCCGUACUGAGCGAGGCAACAUUUCGCGUCGAUGUGAACGAGAUUGGCAAUGGACGACAGCAGCUAGGAAGCAAUGGUAUGGACGGUGCGGCUGGCGGUGGACCGAAAGCUUACCCACCGGAGGAGGAGGAUAAAAUCGAGGUGCUGCAGGACGUGCACGGGCAGGAAGAACAGCUGAGCCACGAGGUGGGAUUGUUUGCUCCGGUGGGUGGUAAUCCACUCGCCAGCCAGGAGGAUCAGUUUCAGGGUGUUAAUGUUAGUUUCUCGCAGAGCUUCCGGCGCUGGUCAAGCAAUUUCGGGCGGAGUGUGAAGAACAAUAAACGCACCGUGUACAACAAAACCAUCCGGUUGAUGCCGUCUCGGAUACAGAAAACGCUCUCGAUCGAUGGCGAUCUAAUCACGACCAGCGCAUCGGACGUCGAUCACAUCACGAUGGAGCUCGGCCAGCGGGAACAGCUGAUGGAGGACAAUCCGAUCGCGGAACAGCUGCGCAUCGAAACGAUCAAAUCGAUCGCGCACAAAAUCUCCACCAAGCGGCAAAUUCGCGAGCAGCUGUCCCAAACCGUCAACCGGCGUGCCACGCGUUCCAAAUCGAUCGGCCUGAUCCGGCGGUACCGGUACAGCGGGAAGCUGUAUGCGACCCGGGCCGCCAAGCUGCUGAAAAGCUUCGUCACCAACUUUGAGCUGUUUUACGGCAGCAUGAAACAGAUCGAGGGCCAUUUCGGGAGCCGGAUCAGUGCGUACUUUAAGUUUCUGCGGCAGCUGCUGGUGCUGAAUCUGGUGCUGCUGCUGUUUAUUGGUUCGUUCGUGAUCUUUCCGCAGCUGCUGGCCGGCCACGAGCCGGCCGGUUCGGUGCGGGAUGUUAACGCACGGCAGGACUUUCAUCUGCGCGAUCUGUUCACCGGUGAGGGUUACCUCAGCGAAUCGGUCAUGUACUAUGGAUCGUACAGCAAUCGUUCGUUCACGCUGGUGCCCGGUACGGCCGAGUACAGUCUUCCGCACGCCUACUUCCUCACCAUCACCAUACUAUCCCUGGCAACGUUCGUCAUCGUGUCGAUCAGUAUGGGCCGGUCGUACCGGAUCAGCUUCAUCGAGUCGAGCGCCACGGUACAGAACAUCCUGACGCACAAGAUCGUCUGCUCGUGGGACUACGGCAUAGCGAAUGAGAAGGCGGCCCGGCUCAAGCACGCCACCAUACUGAACGAGCUGCGCGACUAUCUCGCCCAACGGAACCGUCCACCGUUCGUUGCCGGCCGGUGGCAUCGAUUGCGCCGGGAAGCCGUACGGCUGGUGGUGCACGUGACCGUCCUCACCAUGAUCAGUGCGGUGGCCGCUAGUUUGUGGGCACUGCUGGCACGGUUCGGCGAGACGGAUCACUUUACCGCCUGGUCCGCACUGUACGUGUCGGUCGUGUCGAACGUGACGAUGGUGGCGUUCGGCUACGCCUGCCAACUGCUGGGCCAGCUCGAGCAGUACCGCCAGGUAGCGACCCGACUCAACAUCAACCUGCUGCGCCACUUUCUGCUCCAGCUGACGAUUGUCGGUGUGCUGUUGGCGUACUGGUUGACGAGGACACACACCGCCGCCGGGUGCUGGGAGACGCUCAUCGGCCAGGAGCUGUACCGACUGCUGGUGGUGGACUUCUUCAUCUCGACGGUGCUGCUGUGCGCUGUGCGAGGCAUUCGCUACCUGCUGCACGCCCGUUACGGCCCCGUCCGGAAAGGUACGCGCAGCCCAACACCGGCAACGUGCCUGCUGGCACGCUACCUAACACCACCACCGUUCUGCAUCGAAACGCACAGCCUGGGCCUGGUGUACAAUCAAACGCUGCUAUGGUUUGGGGUACUGUUUGCACCGCUGCUCGUGCUGCUUGUCGCCCUGAAGCUGCUGCUCGUCUUCUACAUCAACAAGUUCGAGCUGAUCUAUCUCUGCCAACCGCCGGCCCGGUUGUGGCGCUCGAGCCAAACGCAAACCCUGUUCCUGGUGCUGGUGUUUGUGUCACUGUUCGGCGUACUGCUCACGCACGGCUACAUCAUCAUGCAGGUCCCGGUGAGCACCGGGUGCGGGCCGUUCCGUGGCACCGAGUACAUGUACCAGCUGUUCAUGCAGGGCAUACUGAAGCUGCGCGAAGAGCAUCUGUUCUGGCGCGUGUUCGUCUACAUCACCAAACCGGCCAUCAUCGGGGGCGUGCUGCUAACGAUGGGUGUCGUCACGUACUAUCUGCGAGCGAAAUCCCGUGCCCAGGUAGCGAAGGUAAAGCUGCUAAAGGAGCUGCUCCGCAUGGAGGCGAAGGAUAAGGAGUUUUUGCUCGCGAACCUAAGCAAAGUGACGCGUGGCAAGGACAGUACCGAACAGCUCGAACUCGACCGCAUCGAGCUGGUUGGUGGGGGACGCGUUAAUGGUCCCGCCGACAAGUAUUAUACCGAUCCGUGCGCCACCUGGCGGUACGAAGAAACGCCACGGAAAUCUGAUGACGGUACGGGAAAUUCUGCUGCCGCCAACGAAUCUACCGGAUCCUGCUCCGGAUAUCAGCGAUUUGAGGAUGAGGAACAGUUGCGAAUGAGAAGAACCUAAGCUAAGCGUCCUCCCCACCAUCCAAUGCCUUUUAAGGGAAUGUGUGUCUUCCGUCAAAAUUUGUACAACACCGAUUACGCUUCGAACGUGUAACGUCCCGCGUACAUUAGAUUGAUUUAUUUAUUGAAAAUUUGCUGUUAGGACCCAAAUUCGGCAAACAAAAUCCGAACAAAUUAAUUUAUUGAGCUUUAAUUGAUACGAUGCGAAAGUCGUAUGUGGUGCAAAAUCGAGUUUUAAACAGAAACUGUACCGGUUUCAUCUGUCGUUCGUGUUAAGCUAUCUAAAAUGCAAUGCACGGCGUGUUUCACUAGCCCUAGUGCAGAUAGUAGUAGUGGAAGAGAGAAAAAAAAUAGAGCUAUAUAAUUUAAACAACCAA